AAACUUCAAAUUCAAACUCAAAGCAAAGCAAAAGUAACAAAGUCAACAAAACAUCCUAAACAUUUUAAAUGGUUCUGAAAAAGAAAAUCUUCUUUUGUGAAAUUACAAUUACCUAAAAUGAAAAAUAAACAUUCUAUUAACUGGAAAACUUACGUGCUAUAAAUGAUUCCAAUUUACUGAAAAACAGCACUUUCAGUAAAUGAACAAAAUGGUUUUCCAAAAUACUGGUAAAUACAGAGCGGAUAGGAACGAUGCAAAUAAAAAGGAUGUCGGUGCUUCGUCUGGAUCAAGGGAAGAGACUUCUGAAUCGAGAAUCCGUGUGGCUUUGGAUAACGACAGGAUAGAUUCUAAAUAUGGAUUCGAUAGAGUCAGAGAUACCAAAGAGCGUACUGGUUACCUUAUAAAUAUGCACACUGCAGAAGUAUUAGAUGAAGACAAAAGACUGGUCUCAGCCAUGGACUACUAUUUCAUAGAGAUGGAUGGUUCAAGGUUUAAAGUUUCACUCACAUUUAACCCAUAUUUCCUUGUACUACCAAGGAAGGAAUGUGAACAAGAAGUAGUACAGUAUUUGUCCAAAAAGUUUGCUGGAAACAUUAAUAAAAUUGAGAUUAUUGAGAAGGAAGAUUUGGAUUUGCUCAACCAUCUCUCAGGCAUAAGGCAGCGUUACAUAAAACUGUCAUUCAUAUCACAGAAUGAGAUGAUGAAAGUGAGACGGGAGAUUUUAACAGCUGUAAAUAAAAACAAGGAGAGAGAGAAAAAGGAUGCAAUUUAUUCUGAAAUGUUGACCAAUGCUCUGACCAGUGCUGCUGCGAUUGAGCAUGCGAAAAAAACAACUGAUCAUAUGGACAAUGUCUUAGAUAUAAGGGAACAUGAUGUACCAUAUCACGUACGAGUAUCCAUAGACAUGAAGAUAUUCUGUGGUACAUGGUACACUGUCAAAAGUAGAGGCACAGAAACGCCUGUAUUCACAAAAAGGGAGGACAUCAUAGAGAGGCCAGAUCCUAUAGUGCUAGCAUUUGACAUUGAGACUACAAAACUGCCACUGAAGUUUCCAGAUUCACAGACAGAUCAAAUUAUGAUGAUAUCAUACAUGAUAGAUGCACAGGGCUAUUUGAUAACGAACAGGGAGAUCAUAUCGGUUGAUGUUGAAGAUUUUGAGUAUACACCUAAACCAGAGUUUGAAGGACAAUUCAUAGUUUUCAAUGAGCCUAAUGAACUAGCUUUGAUACAAAAGUUCUUUGAUCAUAUCAUGGAUGUGAAACCUCAUAUUUUCGUUACAUACAAUGGUGACUUUUUCGAUUGGCCAUUCGUGGAGGCGCGAGCGGCGGUACUCGGCCUAGACAUGAAACUGGAGAUAGGCUUCAGCAAGAUAGCGGCCAGAGAUGGCACCUACGCGUGCCGCCCGGCCAUGCAUAUGGAUUGUUUGUGUUGGGUCAAAAGAGAUUCGUAUCUCCCAGUAGGUUCUCAAGGUCUCAAGGCUGUAGCGAAGGCGAAAUUGAGAUACGACCCAGUUGAGCUAGAUCCGGAAGACAUGUGUCGCAUGGCAGCUGAACAACCACAGGUGUUGUCGAAUUACUCAGUGUCAGACGCUGUAGCCACCUACUAUCUGUACAUGAAGUAUGUCCAUCCAUUUAUAUUCGCGCUCUGCACUAUUAUUCCGUUGGAACCAGAUGAGGUUCUUCGAAAAGGCUCAGGCACACUAUGCGAAUCUCUGUUGAUGGUCGAAGCAUUCCACGCGAACAUAGUGUUCCCAAACAAACAGGUGGAAGAACUGAACAAAUUGACCAGCGAUGGUCAUGUUCUUGAGACAGAGACUUACGUUGGGGGGCAUGUGGAAGCACUUGAGUCAGGUGUAUUUCGAGCCGAUAUAAAAUGCAAAUUCAGAAUAGUCCCAACUGCUAUAGACAAAUUGAUGGAAAAUACAGAGAAGACCAUGAAGCAUGCCAUAGAGGUCGAAGAAGGCAUACCGUUAGAUUUAGUGACCAAUUUUGAUGAGGUUUGCGAGGAAAUAAAUUCAAAGUUACAGCAUAUGAAAGAUCACCCGAGAAGAGAUGAAAAUCCGUUGAUUUACCAUUUGGACGUGGGCGCUAUGUAUCCUAACAUUAUUUUGACUAACAGAUUACAGCCAUCCGCGAUGGUGAACGCGAGCAUAUGUGCUGUGUGCGACUACAACCGGCCCGGCGCCGACUGCCAGAGGCACAUGGAUUGGAUGUGGCGCGGGGACUUCUUGCCAGCAACCAGGAGUGAAUAUCAGAGAAUACAACAGCAAUUGGAAACAGAGAAGUUCCCUCCCCUACAUCCUGGUGGGCCGCCGAGGGCGUUCCACACUUUACCUAAGGAGGAUCAGGCUGCGUAUGAAAAGAAGCGUUUAGCGGAUUAUUGUAAAGUUGCAUAUAAGAAAACUAAAGUGACACGAACCGAAGUGCGUACGACCACGAUAUGUCAGAAAGAGAACUCUUUCUACGUCGAUACUGUCAGAGCGUUUCGGGAUCGCCGCUACGAAUACAAGGCAUUAAACAAACAGGCAAAAGCCAUGGUCGUUCAAGCAGUCGCCAGUGGAGACGCGGCCGAGAUCAAAAGUGCUAAAAGUCGUGAGGUUCUGUACGACUCGCUCCAGUUGGCUCACAAGUGUAUUCUGAACUCUUUCUAUGGAUAUGUUAUGAGGAGAGGAGCUCGAUGGCACAGUAUGGAAAUGGCGGGUAUAGUGUGCUACACCGGUGCUAACAUCAUCAUGAAGGCUCGUGAAAUUAUCGAGCAAGUUGGACGACCGCUCGAACUGGAUACAGAUGGUAUUUGGUGCAUAUUGCCAUCAUCGUUUCCCGAAAACGUGACAAUAUACACAAAGCACCAAAAGAAGAAGAAAAUCAACGUGUCGUACCCCAACGCAGUGCUCAACGCUAUGGUGAAGGAUCACUUUACCAACGAUCAAUAUUACGAGCUAACAGAUCCAGUUGAAAAAACAUACGAGAAAAGGUCUGAAAAUUCAAUUUUCUUCGAAGUUGACGGUCCCUACCUUGCCAUGGUGCUGCCAGCCUCGAAGGAAGAAGGGAAGAAGCUUAAAAAGCGAUACGCUGUUUUCAAUUUUGAUGGUUCUUUGGCUGAAUUAAAAGGUUUCGAAGUAAAGCGUCGUGGGGAAUUGCAAUUAAUUAAAAUAUUCCAAUCUUCCGUAUUCGAGGCGUUUUUAAAGGGGAACGAUCUAAAGUCAUGUUACGGAGCAGUCGCUAAAGUAGCAGAUUAUUGGCUCGAUGUUCUAUACAGCAAGGGAUCUAAUAUGCCCGAUUCGGAGUUGUUCGAACUGAUAUCGGAAAAUAGAUCGAUGUCAAAGAAGCUUGAAGAUUAUGGUGGGCAAAAGUCAACAUCGAUUUCUACUGCGAAAAGAUUAGCGGAGUUCUUAGGAGAUCAGAUGGUGAAGGACGCUGGGUUGGCUUGCAGGUUUAUUAUAUCACGGAAACCCGAUGGCGCUCCUGUUACCGAGCGAGCCGUGCCACUUGCCAUCUUCCAAUCGCCAGCAGCGGUCAAGAGACACCACUUGAGAAGGUGGCUCAAGGACAACACCAUAACUGAGGACAUAGACAUUAGAGAUGUGUUGGAUUGGGCGUACUAUAUCGAAAGGCUUAGCGGCGCCAUACAAAAGAUUAUCACGAUACCUGCUGCUCUGCAAGGUCUCGAUAACCCAGUUCCUCGUGUCCAAUAUCCUGACUGGUUGCACAAGAAAAUGCUAGCGAAAAGUGACAAAUUCAAAACUAGGAAGAUCACGGAUAUGUUCACAGCCAAACCUAAGGAAUUAGCAAGUGAGCAAAAUGGUGAAGAAGAAGAACCUUCCGAAAACAAUGCCGAUGCGAACUCAGAACUGGAUAUUGAAGACAUCGGCAAAGACCCAUCCGAGCCCCACGUCAUACGACCGAUAGUGCACAGCGUCAAGCGCAAACGUGAAGAGUCGCCAGUGAAAGAGGCCGCCACUUGGAGAGAGGCCUUGGGACCUCCGCCGCCUUUUGGCACUACCAAGGAAGAACGAAGGGCAUGGAUAAUAUUUCAAAAGAAGAAAUGGAUGUGGCAAAUGAACCAACGUGGCUUUCGUAACAAGAGUAAAAGAGGUAAAAUAGACAACAAUGCACCCAUAUCAAUACCUAAAAGUACGGGUCCGACAAAUACUUUGGGAGGAUUUAUAAAGAGGGCGCAACGCACUUUACUGAAUACGCCGUGGCAGAUUAUACAGGUAGCAGAAACAGCAGAGCCAGGAUUAUUCAGGUUGUGGGCGUUAGUGGGAACAGAGUUGCACCAGAUCAAACUGACAGUGCCGCGGAUGUUCUACGUGAACCGGCGGGUUGCACGCGCCGAGGAGAGCGGCCCGUACUGGCGGCGCUGUAACCGCGUGCUGCCUCGGGCCAGACCCGCGCACCAUUUGUACCAGUACACGGUGCCCGAGACGCUGUAUCGGGAGAGAUGCCAAGAACUUAUGAGCGAACUGUCUGCGCCAGAAAUCGAGGGAAUAUACGAAACACAAAUGAGUCUGGAAUUCAGAGUGCUUAUGCAACUCGGCUGUAUUUGCACUGUCGAUCCAACUGAGGCGAGGCGUUUAAUUCAAUUUGGUACAAACAACAUGGACUCCUUUACACUAAGUCAGUUACAGUUUAAAAGUGUAGCUCAUCAGCCAUAUCUACAAAAACAGGAUGGAGUGUCGCCAAUAAAGCACAUAUUCCUGUAUCAACACUCAGCGCCCAACUCGAGUCGCAGUAUGUGGGCCCUGAUACUGGGCCCUGUGAAGAAAGCUUACAUAUUUGUGUUGGACACAGUGAAGACCAACCAAGUGCCCAACAUGAAUACUUUGUAUUCUGCUGAGCGGACUGCCAAGAUCAAUCUCGGAACAGAUGAGAGCACUCUACCAGGUCAAGAGCUCAGCUGGGAGGUGGCCGCGGAGUCAGAGGGGCGCGCGGUGUGGCGCGGGGUGCAAAGGGCCCUGCAAAGAUACCGCGACGAGCGCUGCGGCCCGACUGUCGUUGCUCUACAGACCGCCUUAUCUCCGGCUGCGUUGAUCGCUUUGAUGCCAGGUCUAUCCGAUUUCCCUCUGGUACCGCUGCACGUGCGUGACGUAGAGUCGCUAUACAACACGCUGGAGUGGCAGCGGCUGGGCGCGCGCGCCAUCGUGCGACACUAUCUCAACCUGGACUCUGUGCUCAAUCUCACUGUCGAGCAGUGCAGGUACUUCCACUUGCCUCUCGGCAACACUGCGGCGGACCCGACGCAGUUCGGCGCUGACCUGUUCUUUGCACGACACCUCGCCAAACACAACUUUGUGCUGUGGUGCUCCAGCCUGGAAAGACCAGAUCUGGGCGGUAGAGAAAUUGAUGACAACAGGCUAGUGACCGAGGCGGAGGAGUGGUCGGGCUGCAGCCACAGUCUGAGCGGCGCGUACGGCGGCGUGUGCGUGGCGCUGGACUGCGACGCGCUCGCCGUGUGCGCGCUGCUGCAAGCGCACCAUAUAUUGCAGGUGGAGGGAACUAGCGUAGCAACGUCGUUUGGCGCUCAGCACGCUAACAUUCAAGAUGUCAUGGCGUCCACAGGCGCAAACGCCACGGAGACGUACGACGAAGCGGCGCAGUGCAGCGCUGCGUUCAAGAUCCUGCGGACGAUGAUCGCGUCGUGGCUGCGUGACGUCACACUGUACAAGAACGUGUUCGCCGACUAUCAGAUAUCGCAUUUUUACAGAUGGCUAAAGACACCAACUUCACUGCUGUACGACCCGGCCCUGCGACGAACUCUGUACAACCUUAUGAAGAAGAUGUUUCUCAUGUUGGUGGCUGAAUUCAAAAGAUUGGGCUCGCAAAUUGUUUUUGCUGACUUCAAUAAAAUCAUACUUUUCACAAAAAAGAACUCUGUCAUGGAUGGCAUUGGCUAUGUGGAAUUUGUAGUGCAGAGCAUAAGGAAUAAAGAAUUGUUUCACGGCAUCGAUAUCAGAUACAAGCAGUGCUGGUCGUAUCUUCUGUGGCUAGACGAAGCCAAUUAUGCAGGAAUUGAGGGUAAAUUACCUCCAGGAUUGGUUGAAGUGGGGUCAUCUCAAGUGCCCAACGCUACUGAAGAGGAAUCAGAAGAGGGUGAAGUAACAAUGCACUGGAACAUAGCGAACUUCAUGCCUUCGACCGUUGUCCGCGAGGCGUUCUACGCCGGCGUGGCGGGCUUCCUCAGCGCAGCGCACUCCGCGCCAGAGAGACUGCCUGCUCUGCUGGCGGGGGAGAUCUCGCAGAAAUUAUUCCAAAUGACGGAAAAGAUCAACCGCCGAAUGCCGACGUUGAAGCUGGAGGACAUCGGCGCGCAGCCGGGCCUGCGUGUGGACGCGCUGGAGGGCCUCACGCCCGCAUUGAUGUUCGUCAACGCGCUGUGCAAGGUGCUGGCGCUCGACCAACACUUGGAUGACGAGGUGACGCUUCUAAGACGUAAUUUGCUGCGGCUGAUCGGCGUGGGCGAGUUCAGCGGCGCGGCCGAGUGGCGCGAGCCGUGCGCCUCGUGCGUGCUGGGCGAGGUCAUCUGCAAGGUGUGCAACCACUGCCGCGACCUCGACCUGUGCCGCGACCCGCACCGCCAGCACGGGGACCCCCCUGUCUGCCUCUGCCCCACUUGCGGCACUGCUUAUGAGAAUCAAGAGUUGGAAUGGCGACUUAUCGAGGCGAUGAACAGGCGAGCUAUGACGUACACACUACAGGAUCUGGUCUGCACAAGGUGUCGGCAGAUAAAGCGAGAAAAUCUGUCAACAGUGUGUGACUGUGCAGGAGAUUUCACAACUCUAGUACCUCUACAAGAAGUCAGAACGCAGCUGGCUACGUUCAAAACCAUUGCAGAGUAUUACAGAAUGCUGUUGUUAUUGGAACUCAUUGAAUUUAAUUUAAGUAACAUGUGAUAUAAUUAUUAAGCAAUUUUUUAUGUAGUUAACAAUUUAUAAUAUCAAUGUAAAAAUAAAAUGUUUUUAAAUUAGAAAA
Messenger RNA from Bicyclus anynana (squinting bush brown), 6971 nucleotides. It is a transcript of the gene DNApol-epsilon255, whose product is annotated as DNA polymerase epsilon catalytic subunit 1. Gene Ontology annotation, molecular function: single-stranded DNA 3'-5' DNA exonuclease activity; DNA-directed DNA polymerase activity; DNA binding. The record is from RefSeq and is a predicted model, not a curated record. Gene Ontology annotation, cellular component: epsilon DNA polymerase complex; nucleus. Gene Ontology annotation, biological process: base-excision repair, gap-filling; DNA replication; leading strand elongation. NCBI's taxonomy places the organism in Eukaryota, Metazoa, Arthropoda, Insecta, Lepidoptera, Nymphalidae. Bases 200 to 6892 code for a protein of 2230 amino acids. The transcript is spliced from 42 exons.